AUGCGCCAUUGGGUGGUUGCUGUGGUAGUUGAGAAUCUGAGUCGUGUUAGUCGCCUUUCUGUACACCGUGGUGUUGAGUUCGCCGUUGGUUGUGCGUGUGACGAGAACGUAAAGGAAAGGCAGCUGUUCACUAGGGAAGAAGAGCAUGCCGAACAGCUGCCUUUCCUUUACGUUCUCGUCACACGCACACCCAACGGCGAACUCAACACCACGGUGUACAGAAAGGCGACUAACACGACUCAGAUUCUCAACUACCACAGCAACCACCCAAUGGCGCAUAAACGCAGCUGUGUUAGGACACUCUUCCAGAGGGUAAAAACGCACUGCAGUGAACCAGAGGGACGAGUUCGAGAACUUCGGCAUCUUCGGGACCAACUGGCAAGGAAUGGAUACCCGAACAGCUUCGUCAGCCGCUGCCUCCGCACGCGCCCACGGCGAACAAACGGAGGAGAGCCACCAACACUCUGGCACCCUCUGCCAUAUAUAAAGAACGUAUCCGAAACGAUGGAACGUAUCGCUGGAGAGCUCGGCGUGGGUAUCGCUCACCGUCCGACAGCGACCAUGCGCAGCAAAAUCAUGCAAGUGAAGGAUCGCCUAGACGUGGGUGAACAAUCGGGCGUCGUCUAUCGUAUCCCAUGUCGGGACUGUCCUCGCCACUACACUGGACAAACCCGACGACGACUCAGCUCACGUAUAACGGAGCACAAACGGGCGGUCCGGAGAGGCGACCCGUUGUCUCAGGUCGUCACUUACACCCUGGAGGAAGGCCACGAAUUCAACUUUGCGAGCACGCGGAUAGUGGCGCGGGCCAGCAAUAAGACAGGACGAGAACUGUUAGAGGCCUGGGUGUCUGACACCAACGCUAUCAACAGGCACGUUGGUAUACCCCCCUGCUAUCACGCGCUCCGUUCCCGCGGCCAAGGGGCGAGACCCAAUUUCCAGCCAAGGCUGCACGCAGUCACGCCACCGUGA
Molecule: messenger RNA, 972 nt
Organism: Spirometra erinaceieuropaei
Lineage: Eukaryota; Metazoa; Platyhelminthes; Cestoda; Diphyllobothriidea; Diphyllobothriidae
Source: the annotation of a GenBank genome assembly